AUGACAUCUGUACCAAGCGAACUCUAUCAAAAUCAUAGUCAAUUUCCAGCAGCAUCCAUGAAAAAUAUCAAUAAUACAGACGAAAUUGACAAUAAUAAAUCUCAACGUGAAUUGGGCAUUAUUGAAAAACUAUGUUCAACUUACGGUUUUGUUUAUUGUUGUCAUCGUGAUGGUCGGUAUUUUUUUCACUUCAGUGAAUAUAAAAAUGACAUACAACAAGCGAAAAUAGGAGAUGUGGUUGAAUUCGAAACAACAAUAGAUAAACGAAAACAAAAGCCAGUUGCUAUUAAUCUGGUACCUGUUAGUUCGGAGAUUAUCGGUGAGAAUCGCGUUGAUGGUACUAUUGCAGUAGUUGCACGACAACCACCACCACCACCACUCACUAAUGGGUUCGAUACUGUAAAUUUUAUGCCCGAUGGAAAAGUUACUUAUGUUAAAAAAGGAGAAACUUACUUUUUACCAUAUGGUUUAGCUGAUUUACAAGAGCAAACAAUUCCAGUUAAAGUUGGAGAUCAAGUAACGUUCAAUGUUGGCCAAGAUCGUCGUACAAAUCAAUUUUUUGCACGAAAUAUAGCCGUUGUUAAAAAAAUGAAUUCACCAGUAGUAGCAGCAGCACCUGUUAAGCGUUCUCGUGGGGUUAUAUCAACAAUGAAAGAUAGCUUUGGUUUCAUUGAACGAGAAGAUGCACUUAAAGAAAUAUUUUUUCAUAUAACUGAAUUCGGACCAAAUGUAGCAACGAACACAGUUCAUCCAGGUGUAGAAGUUGAAUUCGAUAUUCAAGAUAGACACAACAAAGAAGUGGCUAUUAACAUUAUUAUACUGCCGAAUGGUACCGUAAAAUUCGAUGAAAUAGACAAAACACCUUAUAUUGGUCGAGUAUUACAGCCAUUACAAAUCAAAGCAAAAAAAUCAAAUGAUGCAUUAGCUGGCCGUUUAAUUUAUGAUGCAUUUGACAAUAAAAUGUCUGAAUUACCAUUUGGUGAACGAGAUCGCUGCGGUUUAUAUACAUUGCUUGAAAAUGAUAUUGUUCAAUUCGUUAUUGCCAAAGAUAAACGUGACGGUAUGAUGCGUGCUACACAGAUAUCUUUACUCGAUCAAAGUUUUCUAAAAUCGAAAGAGCAUCGAGAAAUGGGUAUUGUUAUAAAAUUAGAUAAUACAUCAGGUGGUCAGAUUAAAUGUUUCUUGUCGGAUCAAGUAGUUCCAUUUCGAUUUAGUGAAGUCAUGAAAGAUAAUUUUCAAAUAAGCGAAGGUGAUCCAUUAGAAUUCUCAUUAGCAAUCAGUCCAAAUAAUGGGGACUUACCGCAUGCUAUUCGUAUUAAAUUAUUAUCAAAAGAUAGUUUAUUAAAUCUGAUUAAUGGUCGCGAAUUACGAUUAACAGGUAUUAUUGAACGUGAUCCACAAGAUGGACGAACAGAACGAACUAAUCGUGGAAAUGAUGCGAGGUCCACGACUGAAAAUAAAAUACAACAAACACAAGGUAACGAUUCAAUAUCUAAUCCUACGAAUCGUCAAUCAGAACCAGGUAUUAUUCGAUAUGUAUGUGAUGGAAUUGAAGCUACAAUUCCAUUUCUAUCCACAAAUAUAAGCAAUACAUCAGCAUUAUAUUAUGGUGAUAAAGUGGAAUUUACAGUUUUGUCAGGUAGUAAAGUGGCAACAAAUGUAGCAUUAGUUGAACGAAAUCGUACUCGUGGUUGGAUUGCAAUUAUUCGUGAAGGAAAAGGAUUUAUUGAACCCAAUAGUACAACGAAUAAUAUCGAGCCAAUUGCAUUUACAACUAAUUCAUUUACGGGUGAUAAUACGCUAAUUGACUUAGGAGAUGAAGUUGAAUUUAGUUUAAGAAAAAAUUCUGGCCGGUUAACAGCUGAAAACAUUCUCAAAGUGCCAGCAGCCAUUAAUAAUUUCUAUUCAGUACUCCCAACAGUUUAUCGUGGUCGUGUUGUAUCACCUAUGCGAAUGAUAACAAAUGAUGACUGUGAAAUACUCGGUAGAAUUCAAAAAUUAACUGCUGAUGGUAAUCCAGGCGAAUGUUUUACAUAUAGCAUAACAGGUGCCAAAAACAAACGAGUUAUUUUAUUACCAAAUGAUGCAGUAACAUUUUCUGUUGCCGUUGGACUUGAUUAUUCACAACGUGCUGCCAAUAUUGUUUUAGAAAAUGAAAUACGUAAAGGAAAAAUUGAUACAGUUAAAGGACAGUUUGGUUUCAUUGAUUUUGCAUGCGAAGAAAAUAAGAAAAUAUUUUUUCAUAAUUCUGAAGUUGACGGAGGCGUUGAAUUACGGCCCGGUGAUGAAGUUGAAUUCUAUGCUCAAUAUAACUUAAAGAGUGGCAAACCAUGUGCAAGUAAAUUACGCCGAAUUAAUACCCUUCAACGACCUGAUAGAUUAAUAACCAAACUUAGAUCAGUGAAUUUUGAUGAGAAUAAACGUCAAAAAUUAAUUAUUAUUCGACAACCACGCAAUGCUGACGAAAAAUCAAAAGGUUUCACUAGUAUUCGUGUUGAACGUGCACCGGGAGUAUUAACAAGAACCCCACAAUAA
Rotaria socialis is the source of this 2535-nucleotide messenger RNA. NCBI's taxonomy places the organism in Eukaryota, Metazoa, Rotifera, Eurotatoria, Philodinida, Philodinidae. The record is from the annotation of a GenBank genome assembly.